CCAAUAUUAUAAAGGCCCCAUUGUUAGUUAAAUGGAUGUUGACUCACUAGUCAUUGACUUCCAUUCCAAGCAUGCAAGACCUUACUAGCUUCAAAACAAAUUUGCAACAUGAUGUACCUACCUAUUGCAUCUAAAUUGGAGUAUGGCAUUAUGAGUCUUCUUACAUGUUAGUAAGUUUUUUAUAUUAAUAUUCUUCUAUUUCAGAACAUCAAAUAAUGCUAAACAAUGUUCAUAGUCCCAAUUCCAUUGUCACUUUUUUCUUAAUUUUAUACCUUUUCCAGAGCUUUGGAUCCUCUUCCAAUGCCAGGUUUGUAAGUACAAAUGAAAUUGAAAAUGAAGAGCCUGCCAGCAACCCCACUAAGGAGUGGGACAGCCUCAUCUUCUCCCAGCAGUGGCCCAUCACAAGUUGUAUUGCUCAUAAGGAAAGCCAUCAUGGAGCUGCUUGUCGGAUCUACAAAAAUGUCACCACUUGGACAGUGCAUGGUCUCUGGCCAAGCAUAUCAGGAAGUCGCAAUGGACCCCAAUUCUGCAAUAAAUCCUGGCCUUUCAUUGAAUCAAGAGUGGCAGACAUAGAGCCGCAAUUACUCAAGUAUUGGACUAACAUUUUCAAAGACACUGGGAAACUUUCGCUGUGGCAGCAUGAAUGGUCAAAGCAUGGCACAUGUGCUGCAUCUGAGCCUCAACUGGGCAAUGAACAUAAGUACUUUAGCAAAGGGUUGCAAUGGGUGCGGAAGUAUGACCUGCUCGAUGUCUUAUCAUCUCAUGGCAUCACGCCCAGCACUGAGACUACCUACACCUCUGAAGCGCUGUUUUCUGCCAUAACGUCUUCCUUUGGAACAGAUCCCAUCAUCAACUGUGUCUAUGAUAAGGAGACGAAGACGCAGUUAGUGUCCCAAAUCAAGUUGUGUUUUCACCGCAACCUGACUUUGGUGUCGUGCAACGAGGUUCUUGGGUACCGUGGUCCCCACAGGGGCAACUGCCCCCCCACCGGAGUGUACUACCUGCCCACCGUCAGCAAUGUAACGUCGCCUACGACUCAAGCUCCACCGACACACGCACCCCAAGACCGUGACAAGCAGCCGUGCAGCACCCCUCUCUGCCAGGCCAUUUACGCCGCCUACGCCCUCAGCAUCGUCCCUCUCUAGCCUCACAUGUACGCAGCCUACGCCCUCAGCAUCGUCCCUCUCUAGCAUCAAAUUUACGCUGCCUACGCCCUCAGCACCGUCCCUCUCUAGCCUCACAUGCACGCAGCCUACGCCCUCAGCAUUGUCCCUCUCUAGCCUCACAUGUACGCAGCCUAUGCCCUCAGCAUUGUCCCUCUCUAGCCUCACAUGUACGCAGCCUAU
This is a messenger RNA of Hyalella azteca, 1346 nucleotides long. RefSeq names its product ribonuclease Oy-like (gene RNaseX25). The coding region runs from base 216 to 1145 and encodes 309 amino acids. Gene Ontology annotation, cellular component: extracellular region. The record is from RefSeq and is a predicted model, not a curated record. Lineage: Eukaryota; Metazoa; Arthropoda; Malacostraca; Amphipoda; Hyalellidae. Gene Ontology annotation, molecular function: ribonuclease T2 activity; RNA binding. The transcript has 6 exons. Gene Ontology annotation, biological process: RNA catabolic process.